Boeremia exigua is the source of this 2379-nucleotide messenger RNA. Its product is annotated as armadillo-type protein. Gene Ontology annotation, biological process: vacuole inheritance; nucleus-vacuole junction assembly. The coding region runs from base 345 to 2039 and encodes 564 amino acids. The record is from RefSeq and is a predicted model, not a curated record. Gene Ontology annotation, cellular component: fungal-type vacuole membrane. Gene Ontology annotation, molecular function: protein-membrane adaptor activity; protein binding. NCBI's taxonomy places the organism in Eukaryota, Fungi, Ascomycota, Dothideomycetes, Pleosporales, Didymellaceae. The transcript is spliced from 7 exons.
CUGUACUGUACACAGUCCAGUCUACUACUUACAUAGAUAGCACAUGCGUCCCUGCUAGCCCAGGACCCUUCCGCUCUGUUUCCCGCCCAGCGCGCCCACUUUUCCAUGUGACACUCCAGCGUAUCGGACGAGCUUUCCCAGCUAGCGAGUGGAGAGCUGCCGCCGUGCGUUGGACAACCGCCCAGCACGGGCGCUCAACACCACACCCACCGCGAUAGCCCAGCACUCCCAGCUCGUCGCCGCGCGCCCCCCAGCUGCCCGCGCCCGGCCUGCCAUUCCAUCCCGCCCAUCGCCGCCCAUCGUCGCCCCUUUCCCCCGGGCAGCCUCCAUCCAGGCACGGCACCAUGGGCGUCUCCCAGUUCUUCUCGCAGCUGUGCGCCUCCUGCUGCGGCGGCCGCAGCAAGGACAGCAUCUACGACCCCGUGCUGGCCGACAGCGAGCGCGAAGCCGUCGCCGACCUCCUGGGCUUCCUUGAAAAUCGCGCCGAGACCGAUUUCUUCUCCGGCGAGCCCCUCCGCGCAUUGUCAACCCUUGUAUAUUCAGACAACAUCGAUUUGCAGCGCUCGGCCAGCCUGACCUUUGCCGAGAUCACGGAGCGAGAUGUCCGCGAAGUCGACCGCGACACGCUGGAGCCGAUCCUCUUCCUGCUCCAGAACCCCGACCUCGAGGUCCAGCGCGCCGCCAGUGCCGCCCUGGGCAACCUGGCCGUGAACACCGAGAACAAGGUUGCCAUUGUCGCACUGGGCGGCCUUGCACCCCUCAUCAAGCAGAUGAACUCGCCCAACGUCGAGGUGCAGUGCAAUGCCGUCGGCUGCAUCACCAACCUCGCCACCCACGAGGAUAACAAGGCCAAGAUUGCGCGCUCAGGCGCCCUGCAGCCUCUCACGCGCCUGGCCAAGUCCAGGGACAUGCGCGUGCAGAGAAACGCCACCGGCGCGCUGCUGAACAUGACACAUUCUGAUGACAACCGUCAACAGCUCGUCAACGCCGGCGCAAUCCCCGUGCUCGUCCAGCUGCUCUCUUCCUCGGACGUCGACGUCCAGUACUACUGCACAACAGCGCUCAGUAACAUCGCCGUCGACGCCAGCAACCGCGCAAAGCUCGCCCAGACCGAGGGCCGUCUCGUACAAUCGCUGGUGCACUUGAUGGAGUCCUCGUCGCCCAAGGUGCAGUGUCAGGCUGCCCUCGCCCUGCGCAACUUGGCUUCAGACGAACGCUACCAGCUCGACAUUGUUCGCGCACGUGGUCUGCCGUCCCUGCUCCGCCUCCUGCAGUCGUCCUAUCUCCCCCUCAUCCUUUCCGCCGUUGCAUGUAUACGAAACAUCUCCAUCCACCCCGCAAACGAAUCGCCCAUCAUCGAGGCGGGUUUCCUGCGUCCUCUUGUUGAUCUCCUCGGCUCCACCGAGAACGAUGAGAUCCAAUGCCACGCCAUCUCGACUCUGCGUAAUCUUGCCGCAAGCUCGGACAAGAACAAGCAGCUCGUGCUGGAGGCCGGCGCCGUGCAAAAGUGCAAGCAGUUGGUCUUGAAUGUGCGAUUGCCGGUACAGUCUGAGAUGACUGCAGCAAUUGCCGUCCUUGCGCUGAGUGAAGAGCUGAAGCCUCACCUGCUCAAUCUUGGUGUCUUUGAUGUGCUUAUUCCGCUCACCGAGUCGGAAAGCAUUGAGGUCCAGGGCAACAGUGCUGCUGCGCUGGGUAACCUGUCUUCUAAAGUGGGCGAUUACACCAUUUUCAUCCAAAACUGGACCGAACCUGCUGGUGGCAUCCACGGCUACCUCCGCCGCUUCCUCGCCAGCGGCGACCCUACAUUCCAACACAUCGCCAUCUGGACGCUGCUGCAGCUUCUGGAGUCCGAAGACGCCCGACUUUCGGAGCGCAUCUCCAAGUCGGACGAGAUCAUCCACAUGGUCACCGAGAUCUCCGAGCGCAACAUCGAAUCCGAUGACGAAGACAACGAAGACGGCGAGGGCGAGGUUGUCACGCUAGCCCGCAGAUGUCUUGAGCUGCUGGGCAACAAUCCCAAGGCUCUUAUCGAGGGUUAGAUGCGGCCACAUCUUCGGUCCGGCUUCAUUGAUUGUAUCUUUGCCCAUGUUUACUUUGUCUUUUGUUUUGCUGAUGCGUUCAUGUUGGAUGCUGCUCUGUAGAGCAGCUCAUGGAAGAAGUUUUCACGGCUGGCGUUCCGGGAGCAAACUAUUUCCAACAUUUCUAGCGCGCAUGGGAGGAGCAUGACGUUUACUUAUUGGCAUACCAUCUUUGUUAGCACCGCUGCUUGAUCAAGAAUAGCUUUGUGGCUCGAGAUACUUUAAUUGUUAGCCUGGAUGAGGAGCAGAGCAUGCUGCUCGUGGUGUAUCGUGGACGAAUCAAAAUGAGGUACCGCUGCUG